Messenger RNA from Cryptomeria japonica (Japanese cedar), 1169 nucleotides. RefSeq names its product polyubiquitin. The record is from RefSeq and is a predicted model, not a curated record. Gene Ontology annotation, biological process: protein ubiquitination; modification-dependent protein catabolic process. Gene Ontology annotation, molecular function: protein tag activity; ubiquitin protein ligase binding. Bases 164 to 1081 code for a protein of 305 amino acids. The transcript has a single exon. Gene Ontology annotation, cellular component: cytoplasm; nucleus. Lineage: Eukaryota; Viridiplantae; Streptophyta; Pinopsida; Cupressales; Cupressaceae.
ACAAUAUGAUUUUGGGUUUCAUUAAAAAAGGCUGAAUAGUUUUCAAAGGGUUUCAUUAAAAAAGGCUGAAUAGUUUUCAAAGUAGGACGCUUGUUUCUCUGAAUCCAUUUCUCUAAAGGCUUUGAUUUGCAGCUUUUCUGUUGAAGAAAGCAAGAAAUACAAUAUGCAGAUAUUCGUAAAGACUUUGACCGGCAAAACCAUCACUCUGGAGGUAGAAAGCUCUGAUACCAUCGACAAUGUGAAGGCGAAGAUCCAGGACAAGGAGGGAAUCCCUCCCGAUCAGCAGCGCCUCAUCUUCGCCGGCAAGCAGUUGGAGGACGGCCGUACGCUUGCUGAUUACAACAUCCAAAAGGAGUCCACACUUCACCUGGUUCUCCGUCUCAGGGGAGGAAUGCAAAUCUUUGUCAAAACCCUAACGGGCAAAACUAUCACCCUGGAGGUGGAGAGUUCAGACACCAUUGACAAUGUGAAGGCCAAAAUCCAAGACAAGGAAGGAAUUCCCCCAGAUCAGCAGCGCUUGAUCUUUGCAGGCAAACAGCUGGAGGACGGCAGGACCCUUGCCGACUACAACAUCCAGAAGGAAUCCACCCUUCACCUGGUUCUUCGUCUGAGGGGAGGAAUGCAGAUAUUUGUGAAGACAUUGACAGGCAAGACAAUCACUCUAGAGGUGGAGAGUUCUGACACCAUCGACAAUGUUAAGGCUAAAAUUCAGGACAAGGAGGGCAUUCCCCCAGAUCAGCAGCGCCUGAUCUUCGCUGGUAAACAGCUGGAAGACGGCAGAACCCUAGCUGACUACAAUAUCCAGAAGGAAUCCACCCUUCAUCUUGUGUUGCGCCUGCGUGGUGGAAUGCAGAUCUUUGUCAAAACCCUCACCGGCAAAACCAUUACUUUGGAAGUAGAGAGCUCCGACACGAUUGACAAUGUGAAGGCGAAGAUCCAAGACAAGGAGGGCAUUCCUCCCGAUCAACAGCGCCUCAUCUUCGCUGGGAAGCAGCUCGAGGAUGGCCGAACCCUUGCUGAUUACAACAUACAGAAGGAAUCCACCCUUCACCUCGUCCUGCGCCUGCGAGGAGGGUUUUAAUCCUAUAUUUCUGUUGAACUCGGACCUCUGAUAUAUGUAUUCGACCUUUUUCAUCAAAUAAAUAAAUCUCUAUUCCGUUAGUGUGCAA